AUGGCUGUGCCAAACUCCAGGAUGCACAGAGCUCGCAGAGAGGGCUCAUCUUUUAGCAACAGGUUUAAAGGCAUAGAGCUGUUAAAAAAGAGCCGUGUUCAUGUGAGUCGUUGUUGGAAUCUUUGUGCUUCCAAGUGGAAAAGGACACACACUGCAACCAGGGGGAAAAGGGAAGGGCCUUCAGGCGUAGCUCCUACAACUUCCCUGCGCUCAUGGCCAACGUUGACGGCCUCCAGCCAGGCCCAGGGGUGCAUUGGGAGGCAGCUGGCAGGUUGCUCCCCAGGAAAGGAGUGCUGUGAGCAUUUUGUGCGUUCAUUGGGAGUGUGGGGAAUCCCAUCUGUUGGCAGCAGGUGCAUCCUGACCACCUGCAGUAGGGAGGGAAGCCAGGAGCUCUUUGCUCAAAGGCGCUGUUUUGCCCCCCUGCCUUCCCCAAACGUUAUUUCUACAGUAACAUUUUCCUGUCGUUUUAGUUCUCUGAACAUGUCCCAGAAGGAUCCCUGCCAGAAACAAGCCUGUGAAAUACAGAAAUGCUUGCAAGCGAACAACUACGUGGAGUCUAAGUGUGAAGCUGUGCUUCGAGAGAUGAGGAGGUGCUGUGCCCGGUACCCCGAGGGCAGAUCCAUCUGUUGUUCAGGUUUUGAGAAAGAAGAGAGAGAAAAGCGUAGAGCUACUUCAGGAGGAAUUCCCCCACCACCUCAGUAACACAAAGCAGCUCCAGCAGGUGCCAGAGCACGGACUCACCUACGGAGCCCAGGUGUGUGUUUGUGAGCCUUCUCUAGACUUUCUGGAAAGCCAGAGGGCUCCUAGAACACACCACCCCGCGCACCAAAAAGCAGUACCAAGAGAUGGCCUGGUUGAUAGACUUCAUUUUCUGUACCAAAUCAUCAUCUACGUUGUCCUCGCGUUGCAUCCGUGUCCGUGAAAAAUCAAUCUGAUGCGUUUAGAAUGCUUACCUUACUCUAACCCAUCCCUGCUCUCAAAAUGGAGGGCUGGAACCAAGUUACUGUGGCUUCUGGAGGGGGAGGUACAGGAAGCGUGCUCUUAAGAAUGAGUGUAAGUGUGACACAUGAAAACAAAGCCCAUUUCGACACAGCAAAGGUGUUGCUGCCGUCGGGCAGCAGCUCCAGGCAACAUUCACCUGUCCAGGGGUUCAAGCUCAAGAAUGGGAAUCGGGUCUGGGGUUUGAUCCCAGGUCUUGCAUAGCUCACGGUGACCAGGCGUCACUCUGCCUAAGUGCCUCACUUUCCCCCUGGACAGAGUUUAGAUGACUUUCUGUCUGAAUUGCCUACACGCUGCUAUUUGCAUGACAAUAAAGAUGUUACAGGAACAUUAUUUCAGGGAUUGCUACAGGAAUAGGAUCUUUUUUUUU
Molecule: messenger RNA, 1369 nt
Organism: Tympanuchus pallidicinctus (lesser prairie-chicken)
Lineage: Eukaryota; Metazoa; Chordata; Aves; Galliformes; Phasianidae
Gene: CMC4
Product: C-X9-C motif containing 4
Exons: 2
Coding region: 1-702 (233 amino acids)
Cellular component (GO): mitochondrial intermembrane space
Source: RefSeq, a predicted model, not a curated record